Propithecus coquereli (Coquerel's sifaka) is the source of this 977-nucleotide messenger RNA. It is a transcript of the gene GNB4, whose product is annotated as guanine nucleotide binding protein (G protein), beta polypeptide 4. Gene Ontology annotation, biological process: G protein-coupled receptor signaling pathway. Gene Ontology annotation, cellular component: heterotrimeric G-protein complex; cytoplasm. NCBI's taxonomy places the organism in Eukaryota, Metazoa, Chordata, Mammalia, Primates, Indriidae. Bases 51 to 965 code for a protein of 304 amino acids. The transcript is spliced from 8 exons. The record is from RefSeq and is a predicted model, not a curated record. Gene Ontology annotation, molecular function: signaling receptor complex adaptor activity; protein binding.
AUGCUAGGAAAGCAUGUAAUGAUGCAACCCUUGUGCAGAUCACGUCAAAUAUGGACUCUGUGGGUCGAAUACAAAUGCGGACAAGACGUACACUGAGGGGCCACCUAGCUAAGAUCUAUGCUAUGCAUUGGGGAUAUGAUUCAAGGCUACUAGUCAGUGCUUCCCAAGAUGGAAAAUUAAUUAUUUGGGAUAGCUACACAACAAAUAAGAUGCACGCUAUUCCUUUGAGGUCCUCCUGGGUGAUGACCUGUGCUUAUGCUCCCUCUGGCAACUAUGUUGCCUGUGGAGGCCUGGACAACAUCUGCUCCAUAUAUAACUUAAAAACCAGAGAGGGAAACGUGCGAGUGAGCCGAGAGUUGCCGGGCCACACAGGCUACUUGUCCUGCUGUCGUUUUUUAGAUGACAGCCAAAUUGUUACAAGUUCAGGAGAUACAACUUGUGCUUUAUGGGACAUCGAAACUGCCCAGCAGACCACCACAUUCACUGGGCAUUCUGGAGAUGUGAUGAGUCUUUCUCUGAGUCCUGACGUGAGGACUUUUGUUUCUGGUGCUUGUGAUGCUUCUUCCAAAUUGUGGGAUAUUCGAGAUGGAAUGUGUAGACAGUCUUUCACGGGACACGUCUCAGAUAUUAAUGCUGUCAGUUUUUUCCCAAAUGGAUAUGCCUUUGCCACUGGCUCUGAUGAUGCCACUUGCCGGCUUUUUGACCUUCGUGCAGACCAAGAAUUAUUGUUGUAUUCUCAUGACAAUAUCAUCUGUGGAAUCACUUCUGUAGCCUUCUCAAAAAGUGGGCGCCUCCUACUAGCUGGUUAUGAUGACUUUAAUUGUAAUGUAUGGGACACACUAAAAGGAGAUCGUGCAGGUGUCCUAGCUGGUCAUGACAACCGUGUCAGCUGCUUAGGUGUAACUGAUGAUGGCAUGGCUGUGGCUACAGGCUCUUGGGACAGUUUUCUUAGAAUCUGGAAUUAACAGUGUCAUACA